AUGGCUGUAAAAACAGAUGUAAGCAAGGCUUACGACACAGUGGAGUGGAAUUUCUUUGAAACAACACUAAAACUGUUUGGUUUCUGUGACAAAUGGGUUGGAUGGAUCAUGGCAACGAAUCAGUCUCGCUCAUGGAAUUCAUCAAAAAUCACAUCAAUGAUCACUGAUGGUGAUGGUGAGCUCCUUAAUAAACUUCAUCUCUCUAUUGUGGAAACAGAGGAUAAACUUAUAUGGAACUACUCUCUCUCUGGCGAAUAUACAGUCAAGUCUGGAUACUGGUUUUUAAGACAUGAUCCUCAUGCAGUUGAUGUGAAUCGGUUAGAUAUCCAUGGAUCAAAAGAUCUUAAACAACAAAUAUGGAGACUUCGAUUAAUGACAAAAAUUAAGCACUUUCUCUGGCGUGUAGUCUCUCGUGCGCUUCCAACCACUACACGUUUAAGAUCAAGAGGGAUGACAAUAGAAGCCAUUUGCCCCAGAUGUAGACAAGAGGAUGAAACUAUACUCCAUGCUCUCUUCACAUGCCCUUUUGCAAAAAAGGCUAGGAAUAACUCUAUCUUUAAUGAUUAUCGAGAAGGGGCUUCUAAAACGGUUUUACUAUCAAUCGCUGAAACAAAGGAGUGGAUAAACAUCUCAACAGUCUCAGUCCAUCGUGAUAGCAGACAUUCUCCUGUUAUAAAUUCAUCUCCAUGGAUACCUCCCAUUUUCCCAAUAAAGAAAUGCAAUUUUGAUGCAGGUUUCGACAUUGUAAAUCAUACAGUCACAGGUGGUUGGAUAGUUAGAGAUCAUCACGGUAAGGAACUCAUUUGGGGUGCAACGAAACUAACUGAUGCAGAAAAAUCACUGGAGGCUGAAGCAAAGGCUUUAAUAUUGGCUCUAGAACAAACAUGGCAACAAGGAUAUGGUGCAGUCAUCUUUGAAGGCGACAAUGAAUCUUUGUGCAAGCUGAUUAAUGGAUCUUACAAUAAUGCAUCUCUAUCAAACCUUCUGCAGGAUAUAAUAGAUCAUAAGCACUAUGUUGAGCCUGUAAUGGUUCCAGAAUGGCUUGUCCUUCCUCUUUGUAAUGACAUUUCCUAA
This is a messenger RNA of Camelina sativa (false flax), 1074 nucleotides long. Lineage: Eukaryota; Viridiplantae; Streptophyta; Magnoliopsida; Brassicales; Brassicaceae. The record is from RefSeq and is a predicted model, not a curated record.